AUGCCUAUUUCUCAAAUUAUCAAAGCAGCAAAUAAAAUGGCUGUUUUCAAAGAACAUGACUACAUGCAGACUACAGCAGAAGACAUGUAUGUACAAAGUCUUCAGCUUUCUGAAGACAACUUAAACAAAUUAGAAAAGAAAACAAUUUAUGAUAAAAAAUUAUGGCGUCAGGAGAGACUUUAUAGAAUCACAAGCACGAAAUUUGGAAGCAUAUGUAAAUGUGUCAGGGCAUUCAAAAACACUGCUAAACGGUUGUUGAAGCAGGAAAAUGUGCAUGUUUUUGACAUGAGUCAUUGGGAUCUACCUCCAGCGGUCCACCCCUGGUAUGGACUCCACAGCAGUAGUAGGAUCGGUAAAGGUAAACUCGGGUCGCAAGUACCUUCUCUUCCGCCGAAGUCUGACGCCAUAACAUUUUCUAUGUUCCGUCUGUGUAUGGAAGUUCUAGAACCUCCGGGCUUCUUAUAAAUACAAAAAUAUAAUUACCUAUACCUAAAACAUUUAUUAAUUUAUGGUUAAGAUAUUGUUCAUAGUCUACAGUCAUUUCAUUUGCUUGGUUUCAGAAUGAAAUUUCAAUAUAAAGGACGUAUUAAAAAAAUAUUCGAGAACUUUGAAAGUACGGACACCCAUCAGUCCUCUAAGAAGGACGUCAUUGAAGAGACCAAUUAUGUCGUCAAUUAUGAUGGCAGUUUAUCUUUAGAAGCAGAAAAACCUACUACUAAAACUUUAGUAGGCAAUUCUAAAAAUAUAAUGCUUACUUAAGACAAAGACAUGAUAUUAUUUAACCCUUGUACUUCU
Messenger RNA from Diatraea saccharalis (sugarcane borer), 795 nucleotides. The record is from the annotation of a GenBank genome assembly. NCBI's taxonomy places the organism in Eukaryota, Metazoa, Arthropoda, Insecta, Lepidoptera, Crambidae.